CGACCCCUUUUCGUGAAUCUUCUACUGUUUCCACCACAUCCUACUGCGACACCUCAAGAGAGCGGCGACACAUAUCGAAGCUUUCUUCAACGUAACACAUAAGUUUGCGAUACUUGAACACGUAAAUCAUGGUAGCUAGCAAGACGAAGAAGACGGCCAAGUAUACAUAUGCGGAACGUGUACUGAGUGCGUUAUCUCAUGCUCAGCAAGAGCACAGAAAACAUGCCGUGCACCAUGCCACACUGCGGGCUGAAGUUCGCAAGAGGGCAGAAACCAAGAAGGAUAAGCUUGGGCCACAGUGGUCCAGCUGGGUGAAACGCACUGUCGAGAAGCUGGAGGAUAAGGGGGCCAUCGAGGCGUCCGGCUCAAAUGGCAAUGUAGCCUUGACGCCUGCGGCAAAGAAAGCGAUCGCCGAUGCCCGACGACAGUUUGCCGCAUCAAGCCAUGCAGAUUGUCCUUUGCUGGAGGAUGAAGUCUGGAGAUCGGUAUCAGAACACUUCACGCGUGGUACUAAGCGCAGGAAGUUCGCUGGUGGCCAUGACCCUGUGGACUCAGAGGAUGAAGUACUCAGUGAGGUUGACGAUUCCUUCAGGGGUAAGAGGCGGAGGAGGUCUAGCGGACGACGAAGGCCGCCGUCGCAGAUGAGCAGGGCGGAGUUGCUGCAGCAACUGCGCAACCUUCAAGAAGCUCACUCUCAAGCUAUGAACGAUUUGCAGUCCCACACCCAUGAUGAGGAGACAGAAGAAUCGCGGCGCCUCCGUGAAGAACUUCGUGCCAAGGAACAGGAGAUCGAGGCCGUCCGGAAGGAGCUCGAUGAAGUGAAGUCUGCGUCUGCGGCGAUUGGUGCAGCCAUGCAUGGCGACAGCAUCAGCCGAGCAGCCUCUCCCGGACCCUCAUUUAUACCGGAACCUCCUCGUGCCGACACACCGCCCGUUUCUUCCGUCUCCGCGUAUCGCCCGAGGGCGAUGGACGGACUUGUCCGCACUCAAUCUGGCUCCUUCAUAUCCCAGCUGAGCAAGCAGCCCACGCCUGCGCCCAGUACGUCUGGGACGCCCGAACCGGAGCCAGCGUACGAUAGUACGAGUAUGACCUAUGAUGACGAGGGCGACACUCUUGUGCCAGAGCCGGACGAAGUCAGCGGCCUUGGCAAGGACGGCGGGAAUGCGAAGUCCUUGUUGACGCCCGAGUGGUCUCCUCGAGGCAUGCAAGAAAAGGCUCAGAUGGCGGUGCUUGCAAAGCUUCGGGCGACGUUGGAUGCUGAGUAUCAGGAGAAGCUUGCGGCCUUGGAUCAAGUAUCUGAAUCUCGUGCAUCUGAAUUGCGGGCGGUGACUAGCCAGCUUGACCUGGAGAAGAAAGCGACACAGGCGAUCAUGUCAGAGAGAGAUCAGCGUAUUGCAGACCUCUUGGCCGAGUUGAGCUCUGAGAAGGAGCUGGCGGCUUCCAAGGACACUACCCUGGCGUCCAAGGAUAAGGAGAUAGCGUCUCUCCAUGACAACCUGGCGUCCCUUGAGCAAUCUUCUGCUGUCCUGCGCUUGCAUGAAGUAGAACUCGAGAAGAUUUUGGCGGAGAAGGACAAAACUAUCAGUGGCCUGACGCAAGAUAAGUUGUCUCUCACGUCUGAACUGUCUGCCGUCCUGGCCGAGCUGGUCGGUGCUCGCGACGAGCUCAAUACGAAGGAGUCCGAGAUUGCUACUUUGUCCUCGCGAGUGCAUGCAUCGGAGGAGACCAUUACUGCGCUACGAGCUGAAACGACCGACCUGGCGGCAAACAAGGCUGAACUUGAGCAACGGUUGUGUGAGGCCCGCGACGCCCACAUCCGGGAAGUGCAUCAGAAUGACGCCGAGAUCUCGCGCUACAGGCAAGAAGUCGAGAGCCUGAAGAUCCAAGUGGCUUCUCUGGAGGCCUCUGCCAUUGACAUGGAGCAACAGCUUGAGGCGUCGCGCGGCUGUGUCAACAGUCUGCAGGUUGACCUGUCAGAUGCCAACUCUUCCGUUCAGGACCUGCACACAGAACUCACGGAGAAGAACGAUGCUAUCGCUGCCCUCCAGGCUUCUGAAAACAUACUACAGGAAGACGUCUCUGCCCUCCAGUCUGAGCUGAGCCGGAGCAAGAUCCACAUGUCCGAGCUUGAGCUCACACUGGAUGAGAUGCGCGCCCGGCUCCAGAAUGGCGAGGAGCACUCGGCGGCAUUGAGCCGGGAAAUCGAAGUAACCCAGAAGGCGAAGCAGCAGCUCAUGGAGGCCGUGGAACAGCUCGAGGCCGCCAACACUCAGCGCCUCCUUGAGCUCGACGGGAAAAGUUCGGAAAUCGAGAGGCUGUCGACCGAGCUUGCCGCUUCUCAGGCUCGCGAGGCGGAGCUUGUCUCCAAGAUUCAAGAGGUGGAGCUCGCGAAAGCAGCGGAUGCUUCCCGCUAUGAGGCCGAGAUCGUUUCUCUGCGGUUUUCCUUGGAGUCAACGCAGCGCGAGGCGAAGGACCUCGAGGCCCAACUGGGAGUGACUCGUGCAGCUCGCGUCAAAUCUGAGUCGCACGUCAAGGAACUCUACGCCGACUUGGACUCAACGCGUUCGGAGCUGGAAGCAGCGACCGCUCGUUCUGCUGCUAUGGAGAAGGACCUGGGUGAAGCUACGGCGAGGAUCCGCGAGCUGCAAGACGGGCUUGAGCGUGCUGUGGCUGCGAGGCGCGCUGAGGAAAGCAAGCUCGCGACUCUCGUCAGUGGAUACAACAAGCUCCGCAAGCAGCAGAUGGAUUCGUAUGCCGAGUUCGACCAGACGGUUGCAUGGGUCCAUGCGCCCGAGGCUGAGCAGCGUGCAGGUCAAAUUCAGUAAUUUAUCUUAUUUGGCGCUUAUCAUAUAUCGAUUUGUUUUCGCUCAUCUAUGGACGACCUUUAUAAGUAUCAUAUGACCUAGGGUAUUUCCACAUCCUCAUACGUAUGCUACAAUGAUUGUUCUUAAGCUUAUGCAAUGCGA
Gloeophyllum trabeum ATCC 11539 is the source of this 2966-nucleotide messenger RNA. RefSeq lists its product as uncharacterized. The record is from RefSeq and is a predicted model, not a curated record. Gene Ontology annotation, cellular component: cytoskeleton. Bases 129 to 2825 code for a protein of 898 amino acids. The transcript has 9 exons. Lineage: Eukaryota; Fungi; Basidiomycota; Agaricomycetes; Gloeophyllales; Gloeophyllaceae.